AUGCGUGGUCUUACUUUAAUGUCUUUUACCAUGGCAAGCAACCUUGCGGUUGCCUCUGCUUCCUCACUACCUAUAAUGCUGCGUGAAGUCUCUCCUGACAUGACUUGUGGAAGUACAGGGGCUGGCACAGCUGGAUAUACUUGCGAGACUGGCAUGUGCUGCUCGCAAUAUGGCUAUUGCGGCAACACUACCGACUAUUGUAGUUCUAGUAACGGCUGCCAAGCAGCUUUUGGCGACGCUUGCAUUGAUGAUGAUGGUUCCGGCGACACUGGAGAAGACCGAUGUGGUCCCAGUUUCAACAAUGCCGUGUGCGCUUCAACCGAGUGCUGCUCUGCUGAAGGGUAUUGUGGCACAACGGUUGACCACUGCAAGGCUCCUGAUUGUUUAUUCAACUAUGGACCGGCCUGCGAUGCCAACAAGAUUCCUUCGGGAACCAACACUUCGACCUUGACGCGAUCCAAGCUCGGCAGUAUAGCAUAUGGCGGUGCUGGCAUCUAUAGUUGCGAGACUGCGGGUACCGUGGCCAUCACCUACGAUGACGGCCCGAGUGGCUACACCAGCGACCUUCUCGAUCUCCUGGCCAAGUACAACGCCAAGGCCACCUUUUUCAUCACUGGCAACAACAAUGGCAAGGGAGAGAUUGACAACGCCAGUCUUGCCUGGCCCGCCGUGAUCCAGCGCCAGCACGCUGAUGGACACCAAAUCGCCUCCCACACCUGGUCUCACGCCGAUCUCAGCAACAUCACCUCGCUUCAGCGCAAGAACGAAAUGAUCAAGAACGAAAUGGCCCUCCGCAACAUUCUCGGCUUCAUCCCAACAUACAUGCGACCGCCAUACUCUUCCUGCACGGCCGAGAGUGGCUGCGAGUCCGACCUGGCCGACCUGGGCUACCACGUCGUCUACUUUGACCUCGACACUCAAGACUACCUGCACGACAGCCCCGAUCUGAUCCAAACGUCCAAGGACAUUGUCGAUCAGUUCUUUGACGGCCAUGUCGCCUCGGACUUUGAUGCCCUGGCCAUUGGGCACGACAUUCACUACCAGACCGUCUACAACCUGACCGAGUACAUGCUCAAGGAGAUACAGUCGCUCAACUACACGGCCCUGACGGUGGGCGAGUGUCUCGGCGACCCGGUCGAGAACUGGUACCGCGUCGACUCGAGCACCAGCGUCAUUUCGAGCAGAGUAAGUUCCACUGCCAGCGCAACGUCUUCUGCCAAGACCAGUAGCACUGCCACUUCUGCCGUUGCCUCGACGCUGAGCAGCGUCCUCACAACCACUACCCGUGCUGCAAGCAGCAGUACUCUCGUGAGCCCUACAACCACCACUGCCAGAGCCUCUAGCACUACUACCACUGCUUCCGCUCCUACCACUACUAGCACGAAUAACAACUCUUCGUCCUCAGGUUAG
Molecule: messenger RNA, 1410 nt
Organism: Pestalotiopsis fici W106-1
Lineage: Eukaryota; Fungi; Ascomycota; Sordariomycetes; Amphisphaeriales; Sporocadaceae
Exons: 4
Coding region: 1-1410 (469 amino acids)
Biological process (GO): carbohydrate metabolic process
Molecular function (GO): chitin binding; hydrolase activity, acting on carbon-nitrogen (but not peptide) bonds
Source: RefSeq, a predicted model, not a curated record